Molecule: messenger RNA, 5201 nt
Organism: Spirodela intermedia
Lineage: Eukaryota; Viridiplantae; Streptophyta; Magnoliopsida; Alismatales; Araceae
Source: the annotation of a GenBank genome assembly
AUGGGGGACUGGCAGGAGCUCUGCCAGGCCGUCUUCAUAGGGCUUAUCUUUGCCUUCCUCGUCGCCAAGCUCAUCUCCACUGUCGUCUCCUUUAGGGACGAGAACCUCAAGGUCGUCCGACUGGAAGACUUACCGGCGGAAGCACCGGAAUCAGACCCGUCAUUGGGGGGGACCUUGACUGGGGGCGAUCAUGCCACGUCGUCUGGGGGGGGUGAGUUGGAAAAAGCGGAUAAUUCAAGGGAAAAUGCGGGUGGAGGAGGGGGCAUAGUAUACGACGCUGUCCAAGACGAUGACGAGGGCGAGGGCGAGGACGAGGACGACGACUGGGAAGGAAUCGAGAGCACUGAGCUGGAUGAGAUGUUCAGCGCCGCUACAGCUUUUGUUGCUGCCACAGCUGUUGACCGCUCGUCUCCAAGUGUCUCUAACGACGUACAACUGCAGCUCUAUGGGCUCUACAAAAUCGCCACUGAGGGACCGUGCACUACUCCGCAACCCUCUCCUCUGAAGAUGACAGCUCGUGCAAAGUGGUAUUCUCUGAUGCUUUUCGUUUGAUUGAGAUUUCAUGAACCUGCGGUUUAUUCGUCACCAACGCUUUGAAGAUAGCAGUUUGUGCCAUGCAUCACCUGUUUUUAGCUAUUUCGUGACCGCCUGCUGAUGAUACUGAGUUAUGCUUUCUUGUAGUCUGUAAGGCGAUGUAAUGGAUUGUGUUUAGUUACUGUCAGGGAGAAAACUAAUGCUCAGUUUGCAGAACUAAUUUUGAAAAUAUGUGGCACCGAUUGAGUAUUCUUUGGUAACAUUUAUCGAGUUUAAAGUGCCGAUGCUGGCAUAUCAAUUUAAAAUAAACUUUCGGAAUUGCAGUUUUCAUGGUGAAACAUUAAAAAUAAUUUAAAUUUGUAUGAGUUUUUUGGUCUGAAAAGUUUUCUUGUUCCGUCGAAUUGAUGUUUACUGAUUCAGGAAAAAAGUACGAACUAGAAUUCCAUGGAUGAGGGUUUUCGUUCGAUAUAGUCUUUGCCAAAGUUUUCGAGGAAAACUUAUUAUGAAAACGAAUUUAUCCUAUAAGUGUGGGUGCGUUUGUGCCGUUACUUUAUUACUUGGUUUUUUUCGUGGGUCAAAAAGCCAAUAAUUCCCUCAACCCUUUUUCUUAAUAUAUUUUUAUAUUAUCCAUGUACGAUUCUUCUCCUGAAAUUAUGAAUAACUCUCUCUCCUUCACGCCAAGUUUUGACUUUUUUUGACGUGUAUAUUCUCUUUGUCAGAUGGUGUGAAUGGUAAAGCAUGCACCAACGAUUAUGCCAAUCGCUGGAAUAAUUCGUAGUUUUAGUGUCUCCUAAAAGAACAACAUGAAGCAAACAUUGUGGAAGCAUUUUACUCUAUCGGUACGAAUGACAUAAAAUUCAUGGGAGCUGAAGUGGGAUAAAACUCAUGUUUUGAGAAGAGAACUAAAUGAAAAUGUGGCCAGAUGGGUUUCGAAACCUGUUGGACCAAUGCUAAACUUCUCAGGUCUAAAUCCUCAAAAUAGUAGACUCUGUUGAUGGAACAGAGCCGUUUCUGCGUAUGGUAUUUUAAAAAAAAUUGAUGUCUGACUUGAGAAAUGGCUGUAAUUUUUUUAUCAGAAACAUGAAAGUAGGGAUCAUUCCCUUAAACACCCUGGAAAUAACCGUGAGAAUAGUACUUAAGUUUCUCUGUAAAUUUUCGUCUUUAAGGACAAGUUGCUUCAUCCAAACACAACAGAGUAUCUGAUGGCUAAAUGCAACAAAUCAUGCUGCAACUAAAAAUGUAAAUGAAGAGAUGGAGCGUCUUGCUUUCUUUCGAAUGAAUUGGAACCAUAGUCAACGUUUAAGAUAAAAUUUUGCUCUUUUUUUUUCAUGGCCAGUAUUUAUUCCCCUCAAAAAGCCCUCAGUUGAGUGAUAUUAUUUGACAUUUAGGUGCUUAUUUUUUGGCAUCCCUUAAAUCGUAUUUAUCCAUCAUGUUAGCAAUACCCUGACGAUCAAGUGUUCUAUCUUCAUCUCUUCCAUUCUUUGCCUUGAGAUGUAUCCGCACAAGCUUCAUGGCAUAUUGUUUUAUGUAUAUCUGAUGAGAUCAAUUACUGUUUGCCAACGCUGUCAAGAUAUUUUCCCAGUGUUAGUACUCUGCUUUUGCCUUUGGCUUUAUAUAUUGCCAUUUUCUUAAAUUAAUUUUGUCUAUCAAUGAAUGCGAAUUUUGGUUCCAGGACUGCAUGGCAAAAGCUGGGUGCUAUGCCUCCAGAGGAAGCUAUGCAGAAGUACAUCAUGAUCGUGAAUGACUCGUAUCCAUCUUGGGCGACUGGUUCCGGCUCCACAUAUGUGAGCCUUAUUUUUUCAGAUAUGUAUUCAUUUUUAUCCUCUUUUUUGGAUGUCUUGGUAACGAUUCUAUAUUUUACAUGAUUAUUAGAGGAGCCGAGGUGAAGGUGAUGAUACGCUUAGUUCAGCAUCAGCUUCCAAAGAAACAAUGGGGCCCGUUUUCAGCAGUUUUAUUCAUGAGGAAGAGUCCAAUAAAGAACUGUAAGUCUCUCUACUAAGUAGUAUCAGCUACAUAAUGUGAAUGUUUUGAGCGAGAAUAACUGUCAAAUCAAGGUGAAACCUCUAUUAUUAUUCACUACACUAAACCACUGACAAGAUUUAUAAACACCAUCACCACUUGUAACUUCCAGGAAACUUUUUAUUUUUUUAAAACUACGACAAUUGUGCCAUUCCUGACAACUUAUUUUGAAUAACUCCUUUGAAUUUUCUUUCAAGUUUUAGAUACGUCACUGUAUCAUAUUUAUACAUUAUGUAAUUAUAAUAUCUGUAUGGGUACAUCUAUCAAGAGGAUAUUAUUGCACGAAUGAUGUUCUUGGCCAUCAUUUCACUUCUUCACCAUCCAAAUAGAAUUUGAGUACGUUUCAGUUUAUAAAGGUAUUGAAAAUGAAAGUCAUAUUUAUGGUAAAUAUUAACCCUCUAAUGGAUCGUCAUUCAGCUCACAUUCGGUGUUAUAGUUGGUAAUAUACCAGAAUUUUCUGUAAUUGCAGAAAGUUAGAUGCUUUACAUGUCUCUGCAAGGGAAGGAGAGGUUGAUACUUUACUUGCUCGGUUGGAUGAUGGCUUUUCAGUAAAUAUGAAAGGUAUGGAAUUUUUCUUCAGCAUUACAUAUUUUUUGCCUUGGUUUCAAUUUUCUUUGGUUCAUGUAGUUUCUAAAUGAUAGAUCAAUCUUAUAGCAUCUGAUAUGUUUGCUAUGAAGUAGGCGGUGCGUGUGUGCAUGUGUACAUCUGAUAUGUAUUCUAGGCUUAUGUGCUUUGUACAUUAGUGUUUGGAUGGGAGGGAGUUUCAAAUUAUUCCACGAAAUUCUAUCCCCCAAGCACAGGAAGAAAUGCUUCGGGCCUGGAGCAUUAGGUCCGCAGGUUAAGUUCGAGGAGGAGAUAUCUGACCAUACUAGUAAAACGAAGAUGGGUAUGCUCUGUUUUUUUCCCUUGGCCAACAUGUGACGUAUGCAUGAGAAGAAUUUUUCAUGCUGUAAAUCCAAGGAGUUGGUCGAUGGUUGGCCCUUCUGGUUGGGUUUGAUGUCGGAUAACUGUUAUAUACAGCUGGGACUUUGGGAGAGCUGUCAUCUUUUCGUAAGACUUGUCCUUUUUCUUAAAAAGAAAGUCAUGCUGUCGAUUCAAACAAUGCAAAGGAAGUUCCCCUUAGACAGUACGUGACAUCAAUUUGGACAUCAUAAGAGGAAUAGAUGAGCUGUGAAGGUUGAGGGAAUGACAUUUAUAGUCAGAUAAGAACAAAAUAGCAAAAAAAAUAAGAGAUGCCUGCUCCCUGUGGUCAUGACUGGAGCAUAUGACGACUCGUGUGUAGUACCUUGACACAAGUAAUGCUAUCAUAACGAGCUAUUGCCCACAAAUCGUGCGAUGUAAAUGGUAGCGAGAAAUCAAUACACCUCUCUCCCACAGAUGCUGAGUACUGAAGGAAACGGUGAUGGAAGUCGAGCUUUUUUCUGUAGGCAUAGGAACCUUCAACUUAGUAACAUUCACGAUAAAUGUUGCUGUUUUAUCGUGGUAGAAUGGACAAUAUAAGAAAUCACCAGGGGUAAUCAGGACCAAGUUUGAUAACAGCAUUAAGAGCCAGAAAAUAAUGUGCAAUGUACGAAAUUCAGGCUUCAUCAUAACUGAUGGCUGGACACUGUUCAGUAAUUACCUCAACUCUCUAUCACGAUUGCGUUGCAUACAAUCCACUCUCUCUCUCCCCCCCCCUCCGCCCAUUAGAAUCGCUUUCAAGUUCUGCAUGGAUCCCCAUUUUCGCAUAAUUCGAAAACCAUCUGCCUUCAUUUGGAUUCUAGAUGGUUUCCUUUUCCACUUUUAUUGGUCAGCUGAUCCGGUGUAGAUGAUAUAUGUCAAUUAAAAAGGUGUACUGCGCACCUUUAAUCCUUUGCAUCGAAGGGUUCUAUUAAAUGAGAACUGAAAAUAUGACCAGGAAUCAGGGCACAUGCCUGCAGACAUGCCAUGGAUGAGUUUUCUUUAACUUAUACGCUGCAGUGAGGACAUACUGAAUACCAUUUGGAACAGAAGCGUAUGAAAAAUCAGGAUCGGUUUAAAGGUCGAACAUGAUGUGAAUCUCUCGUCAACAGUGUCAUUAGAAUUCGAGAUAGGGUGACCGUCCAAUAAUUAAUGCCUACUUCGUAGAACAGUUUGGCAAAUAAACAUGCACUCGACCGCUCCUAGUCGAGACAGGGGACCAGACCUGGUCUGAAUCUUUUCUUCUGCAUGGGUCAUAUUGAAUCUUUUCUUCUGCAUGUUUAUAUCUUCAUAGACAUCGAGGAUUUAGCUAUUCCAUACUGUAUUUUUUCACCCGUUCUGCUACUUGAUGCUCUCAUCUGCCUUCUGCAGACGGUGAAGGGAGGACUCCUUUGCAUUGGGCUGUAGAUAGGGGGCAUCUAGAUGUUGUGGAGAUGCUCAUCAGCAGGAAAGCCGACGUGAAUGCCAAGGUGUGUCUAUCGAUGUGGGAGGUUUCUCCUUUGGUGGAAACUUGACAGAUGAUUUGGGAAGAUAUUUCCUCUAUGUUUAAUUUCACCUUCCCAUAUGCACUUUUCUAGGAUGGCGAAGGUCAAACGCCACUGCACUAUGCAGCUCUAUGUGAGCGGCCUGCCAUUGCUGACUUGCUUACCCGACAUGGCGCCGACCCCAAUGUCAAAGACAAUGACGGCCACUCUCCUCAUGAGCUUUAG